AUGGGACGUCGUCGGAAAGAACCAGUCAGUGAUACCAUUGAGGGCGAGAUAUCCGAAAGCAAAGAAUACGUCAAGGUACCGGUUGGAACUGACCAAGAGAUCCACACCCUACGGCUGAAGAAUUUAUGGGACCGACCGUAUUUCCGCGAUGCUAAACAAGGUCUCCUGCUAAUUGAUCAUAAUGACGAAGGCCUUUGGGAGCUCAAACACCCUGCUCUUGUCGACAUCAACCCGGAAGAUUUCACAUUCAUCGCAGAAUAUCUAGAAAGUGAUGGAUUUGGUCAUCGGAACCCGCAAGAGGGUGAGGAAACGAACGAAGCCUUUGCACAAUGUGUUGCAGCAUGGAUCACCGCGGAAAAGCUAGGCAUGUGGGACAUGCUGGAACAUGUCGCUGAGAAGCUGAAGGGCAUACAACCGGGAAUGUUGGAGAUCAUGGUGUUCUGUCGCCAUGUUUACGCACAUGACACAACUUCAAUCUCCCAUGAAUAUCUUAAGGGUCAUUUGGCCGUAUACAUAGCGGAAAACUUCUGGUCAUACGUCAAGGACGACCACUUGAGGUCGAACUUCAUUGAGCUACUGCAACACUUCCCAGAGUUGCAGCAAGACGUUUACGAGCGGAGGAUUCAGGCGCUGAAAAAAUGCGUUGAUCAGAGUCAAGAAGAUAGCGAUACUGACAUGGACUGA
Molecule: messenger RNA, 684 nt
Organism: Alternaria ventricosa
Lineage: Eukaryota; Fungi; Ascomycota; Dothideomycetes; Pleosporales; Pleosporaceae
Exons: 2
Coding region: 1-684 (227 amino acids)
Source: RefSeq, a predicted model, not a curated record